Messenger RNA from Myodes glareolus (Bank vole), 300 nucleotides. Lineage: Eukaryota; Metazoa; Chordata; Mammalia; Rodentia; Cricetidae. The record is from RefSeq and is a predicted model, not a curated record.
AUGGAAAAGCACUACCUGCUCCUCCUGCUGGGCCUCUCCCUAGUGGUGGGCUUCCUGCAAGCUCUGACAUGCUUGCAGUGUGACAUGUUAAACUCUGAUGGAGAGUGUGAGAAAGGAGAAAGCACGUGUGAGGCUAAAGACGACCAGGAAUGUGGCAUACUGGUGAUUUCUCAAGGUUAUGAUAUCCUCUUUGGGCAGCAGGAUUGUUCUUCUAAUUGCUUGAAUAAGACUUUCGCACAUUCUAACCUAACACUGGAUUUUUCCUGUUGCCAUAACCAAUCUUUGUGUAAUGAGUUUUAG